Molecule: messenger RNA, 920 nt
Organism: Vespula pensylvanica (western yellowjacket)
Lineage: Eukaryota; Metazoa; Arthropoda; Insecta; Hymenoptera; Vespidae
Product: forkhead box protein C1-B-like
Exons: 1
Coding region: 72-920 (282 amino acids)
Biological process (GO): regulation of transcription by RNA polymerase II; anatomical structure morphogenesis; cell differentiation
Molecular function (GO): DNA-binding transcription factor activity, RNA polymerase II-specific; RNA polymerase II cis-regulatory region sequence-specific DNA binding
Source: RefSeq, a predicted model, not a curated record
CGAGACGUUCUUCGAGACGUUCUUCGACGAAGCGCGUUCGAUGUAGAAGAGAGAUAUACCCGAACCAAUCAAUGAUGGAACCAAAUGGGAAUUAUCAUCGAGAAUCCUUAUUGUCGGCGAGGAAUCAAAGAUUUCUCGAAUUAUCUGGGAGCAACGAUCUUGGCAAUUGGACCAGAGAGAUGUUACCAACCAUCUGUACUUUGCCGACCGAAUAUUAUAACAUCACUGGAGUCCCAGAAAUGUUCAGAUUGGAGACUAAUCGAACGUCGACCACCACGAGUAUGAACAGCCCUCGUUAUCAUCAUCUCUCCUGCUGGACCUUACCUCUGAUCGGUUACAAAGUAAACCACUCGCCUCGUUACGAGAAACCACCUUAUUCUUACAUAGCCCUGAUAGCCAUGGCCAUAAAUUCGUCGCCGAAACAAAGACUCACUCUGUCCGGUAUCUACAAGUUCAUCAUGGAGAGGUUCCCUUAUUAUAGAGAAAAUCGGCAGGGCUGGCAGAACAGUAUUAGACAUAAUCUAAGCUUGAACGAUUGCUUCGUCAAAAUACCACGUGACAAGAGUAAUCCCGACGAGGACGAGGAACAUGGUGCGGCUGGCAAAGGCAGUUAUUGGUGUCUCGAUCCAUCCGCCAACGAAAUGUUCGAGCAUGGUAAUUACAGGCGUAGGAGAACUCGCAAGCAGCGUGCCUUUUCGCAGAACAAAGAUGAGUCGCGAAGAUCUUUGUUGCGACUCAUAGAGGACGAUCAAGGAAAGAUCGAGAGAUGGUGCGACAGCGUUGAAAUUAGAACCAGAGAUAACGAUGCGGAGAAGGAGAAGGAAGUGGAUUACGCGAGUGGUUCGGAACGUUGCGUUAAAUCGACCAUGUUCACGAUCGAUAACAUCUUACGAAAGGCUGCGCCCGAGGCUAAAAGUUAA